AGUAUAUUUAUUCCAUUCUUAAUUAGUCAAUCAAAUUGUCCUUUUCAUUUUCCCCGAUUAUCCCAAAUUCAAAAUUUGGCUCUAGACAUUACUCCAUAUUAUAUUGCAAACGUUCACUCGACCAUAUAUACACAGAGACAGAGAGACAUACGCAGAGAGAGGAGAGAGAGAUAGAGAGCGAGAGAGGUUGAGAGAGAUGAUGGAGAGAAACAGUGAAGGGGAAAAGGAGAAUCACAAUGAAGUGGAGAAAAUUCAGUUGAUUGAUUUCUCAUCAGAGGAUGAUAUUCUGGUGGAUUAUCCUUUUCGUGAUUCUCUCGAGGACCUUCGGCUCUCAGUUACAUUCAAAGAUUUAAGUGAGCACAACAUUUCAGAGUCGUUAAAGAUGGCCAACCAAAGGGAGGUUGAAAAUGCAGGAAAUAGUUUACAUCAGAGGGAAGAGAUGCUAUCAACACCAGAAUUCCUUGAACCAAGAAGACCAAGUUAUUUGCGGAAAAGUAUUGCCUGGGAUAAUGCUUUUUUCUCUAGUGAUGGAGUUUUGGAUCCUGAGGAAUUGUCUGCUAUGAAUAAUGGUUUUAAGGGGUUGGAAACCUCUUUUUUUCCCGGCAUACCAGAGGAUCUGAAAAUGCGUAGGUCUGUUGACUCAGAUUUAACAUUUGAGUCACUUGAAAGUGAUGCUUUCUCUCUGGAAAGUGAUGCGUUCUCUCUGGAAAGCUUUGACGGUAAUUUAUUUGAAGAUGUAAGAGCGUCAAUUCACAGAUCAUGUGGCCCGCUGAAGCUCACAAGUGCUAGUUGUGACUCAAUUAUUGGGAAAGCAGCAUCAUCAGAUGUCCCUGACUCCAAGAAGUUUCAUGUCUCCACUCAGAACAAGGGAAGAUUAAGUGCAACUUUAGGAAAGCAAACCACCAAAUUUCAAAAAUCAAAGAGGAUGACAGAGUUUUCUCUCCCUUCACCAAAUUUGCAGACAUUAAAGCACAAAGGAGAGUAUAACUUAACGCCAAAGAUAUCAGGGGCACAGACCACAAUAACAAGACAACCCAAAAGGGUUUCACUGGGCUAUGGAUGUACGGGGAACAAGAGAACUGGUAACGGACAAGGUUUGAUGGUGCACAAAAAAUCCGGUUCACUGGACUCACCUAAUUCAAUCAAUUUCUCAACGCCGCUCACCAAGUCAUCUUCCACAGUUUCUCUCAGUACAACAAAAAGCUCAUCAGUUGCUGGUUCUUCAUGUAAUGAAUUAUCAAGUGCUACAUCUUCUAAAUCUAUUCUAAGCUCUGGAACAAGAAAUAUAGGCUCCAGCAGCAGUAAGAUAGGGUCAUCUGGUUCAAUCUCUAAGCCUCCUCUAAGAUAUUCAGGCAGAAGCAGAAGUAGAUUAAGCAAAGAAACAUCCUCAAUCCAUUUAUUGUCUGUGUCUCACAAUUCUAAUAAAUCGCCUGCCAGUUCCAUUGAUGGAUGGUCCUCGGAGUCAUCUUCAUCAACUUGUAGCGGUACUGCAAAGCGAAGAUCCAGUAUGUUAGAGGACAAGUUAAGAAGAGAUACCGAUCAGGCAUCAGCAUUGAAUCAAUUAACUCGUAGAAGAAUGUCUGCAGAUCAACAUAUGAAAGGAGCACUAAAAGAAACUGCCUCAGUUCCGAUAGAACCACCAAACAGUUUAAAGUCGUCUGGCCUCCGUAUGCCAUCACCCAGAAUUGGGUUUUUCGAUGUGGAUAAGUCUGGGACGAUAGAAACUAUGCAUUUCCGAUUCAGAUCAGAGAAUACUUCGUCUGAUCUCAAUGUUGAUGCUGUCAAAAAGAGACCUAGUAAAUUUCAGCCAGUAAGAUGUGUACCUGGGCGGGAAAAUAAUAUCAGCACUCUCGCUCCAGGUCGUACCAUGCAUUCUAAACAUCCAGAUAAUGCUUUGUCAAAAUCCACCAUCAUGAAAAACAGCUUGGGACUAGCUUUGAAACUUCGGGCUGUUACAACCUUUGAAGUUGGUAAUGCAUAUUGCUCGAAAACUAGGAAGGUUGGUAAAGGGGAAGAUGAAAGGCAAAAGAUCAUGCUGACCUCUUCUUUAAAGACAGAAGAAAAAAGAAACAAGGGGAUUCUGAAGAACAAAAUGGGCAAGGAGAGGAAAGAUCAAAAAGCUAGAAACAGCAUUCUACCGGAACCCAGGGAGCCGGUAAAGAAAGAUCACGAUGCUGCCCCUGCCCGGAAACUUGAUUCACCUUGUGAAAGCAAAGAAAACUUUGAAGAACAAGUUAAUGGCUUAAGCAGGUGUUUAGAGGCCAUUGAUCUUGGAGGAAAUGCAGUAAAGCUUGAAAGAAUCGAAUCCGCGGAUGGACAACGCUUCCCCGGUGGCCAGCAGCAGGAGUCACCAGGCGUCGCCCGGAUCCCGCUUGCUGAUAAAAUAAUUGCUAGUCAUCGACCUUCCCCUCUACAAAUUUCCGAGGAGAGUAACUGAACCUGCCAAGGUAUUAAUCUUGUCUGGACAUUUUAAUAGCACAGAACAUAUUUUCUGUAGUUUAUUUAGGAUAUACAGGAGCUUGGAACCUUGUUUUUUAGGGAGAUGAGAGCUGGUUGAUUUUCAUUUGAACGAUUUAGUUAUACCAAAAUGAACAAAAAGCUUAGUUAAAUGUAAAAAGAUUAAAGGAGUUGAUCAGUUCAGACAGAGUGCUGUUUUGUUCCCUGGAAUUGUAGAACACCUGGAAUCAAUUGAAAUUGAACAUUAUUUGCUCA
Messenger RNA from Daucus carota subsp. sativus, 2712 nucleotides. RefSeq lists its product as uncharacterized. NCBI's taxonomy places the organism in Eukaryota, Viridiplantae, Streptophyta, Magnoliopsida, Apiales, Apiaceae. The transcript is spliced from 8 exons. The coding region runs from base 197 to 2437 and encodes 746 amino acids. Gene Ontology annotation, molecular function: microtubule binding. The record is from RefSeq and is a predicted model, not a curated record.